This is a messenger RNA of Heterocephalus glaber (naked mole-rat), 4252 nucleotides long. RefSeq names its product sushi domain containing 5 (gene Susd5). Gene Ontology annotation, molecular function: hyaluronic acid binding. Gene Ontology annotation, biological process: Notch signaling pathway; cell adhesion. The record is from RefSeq and is a predicted model, not a curated record. NCBI's taxonomy places the organism in Eukaryota, Metazoa, Chordata, Mammalia, Rodentia, Bathyergidae.
GCCUGCGAACGCCCUGACCAUGAUCGCCGAGGGAGCCGGCCCGUACGCCCCGGCGCGCCGCCGACUGUGCGCGCUCUGGGCAGCCGCGCUGCUUCUGCUCGGGCUGCAGUGCCAGUCCAAGCGAGCGGAGGGGAAACUCUUCGCUCUGGAGUCUCAAAAUGGCUCUCAGGGCCUGGACCUGGAGGCAGCUCAGCUCUCCUGCAAGAGCAGAGGCGCCCACCUGGUGUCUGCGGACGAGCUGCACAGGGUGGUCCAGGACUGUGCCCUUGCAGUGUGCACCACGGGGUGGCUGGCAGAUGGCACCCUCGGGACAACUGUCUGUAGCAAAGGAAGUGGUGAACAGCAAAUCACGAGAGCUGUUGAUGUGCGAAUUGAGAACAACCCAGCUCCUGGAGGCCUGCACAGUGCCCUUUGUAUUAAGGAUGAAGAGAAGCCAUGUGGAGACCCGCCUGCAUUCCCACACACCAUCCUGCAGGGCCGCACCGGCCUGGAGAUGGGGGAUGAGCUGCUGUAUGUGUGCGCCCCGGGGUCCUUCGAAGGCCACCAAGAAACAGCCUUCACCUUGCUGUGUAACAGCUGUGGGGAGUGGUAUGGCCUGGUGCAGGCCUGUGGGAAAGAUGAGGCUGCAGCUGAGACCCAUAUUGACUAUGAGGAUAACUUCCCUGAUGACAGUUCUGUGUCAUUUAGAGAGCUCAUGGAAGAUUCCCGUUCGGAGGCAGAAGAGGACAAAGGUCGGAGAGAAGUCUCUGAGGAGGCACCAAAACAAGACCGUCUGGUCUCCAUUUCGGUGAGCAAAGAAAAUAUCGCCCGACAUAAAGCUUUUGUGCCAAACACAGGCUUGCCUGGCACCAGGAGCAGUGUCCCCACAAACUUGCCAAAAUCCCAAGUAAACCAAAAGUACUCAUUCUGGUUUCCUGCUGAGACUUUCUACAAACCUGAUUUGCAAAGGGAUGUUGAUGAUGAUACCAAAAAGCAGUUUCCUGCUGGAGACAACCACAGUACAGUGAGACUGGUCCCAAGUGAGCCUGAAACCAGGGUGACCUAUGGCAGCACUGACGGCCCCUUGGGGUCAUCUGUGGACAGGAAUGACAGCAGAGCAGGGGACCCAGUGGUGAGCAGCAGCGAUGAGUCCUGGUUAGAUGGCUACCCUGUGACAGACGGGGCGUGGAGGAAGGUAGAGGCAGAAGAGGAGGACGAUGGGGACAAGGGGCCUGGGUCAGUAGGACUGAGUGAAAGUGUGUUUGUGACUCCUGAUCAGCCGGCUCUUGUGGAAGUUAAGGUGCCCAGAAGUAGCACCCUCGCACCAAGCAAGGACAUGACCCAUAGUUCAGUUCUUCCAUCUGGAGUGCUAGAUGUGGAGGCUCUGGCUCUCAGACCCAUGAAUGUAUCUGAGACCAAAGGUCCCCAUGACAAGGAUGGUCCCUUGACCAAGUACCAGUCAAGUGUACCUUGGAGAUUCACCACAGAGAAGUCUCCCAUGGCCACUCCACCCUAUGAACGCACCACCUCUACCCAGGAGACAGAAACAACAACUGCUGUUCAGCAGAUGCCUAACCGCAGCCCCUCGACUAGCAUGGCAGCCACCCAGUUUCCAGUGGAAACCACUGCUCCUGAGGUCCAGGAUAGCUUCCCAUACCUGCUGUCCGAGGACUUCUUGGGACAGGAGGCCCCUGGGCCAGUCUCGGGUGAGGAGGAGCACCAUCCAACCUUGGAGCCGUGUGUGGGGGAUGAGUGUCCCAGCCUCAGCAGAGGCCCCGUGAUCGCCACCAUUGUCACUGUCCUGUGCCUGCUCCUGCUCCUGGCAAGUGUGGGAGCCGUGUGGGGUUACCGCAGGUGCCAGCACAAGAGUUCUGUGUACAAGCUGAAUGUUGGCCAGCGGCAAGCUCGGCACUACCACCAGCAGAUUGAGAUGGAGAAGGUCUAGUCACCGUCACGAUGUGCUCUCUCAAGGCCACUGGGAGGAAAAUUAACUGUGACACAUCACACUGACAAACACUGAUAACUCACAAGAGCACGGGUGGAGCACGGCUGGUCUUUUCUCCUCAAGCCUAUUCUGUAGGCUGAGAAGCGUCUCCAGAGGCACCCAGCAGGGCAGGAAGGUUUCAGAACCAUCAGCACAUAUGUCAGUGUCUCCUCCCCAUCUGCCCUGGAAUUGAUUGCACUAAAAUCCUAGACCUGUGCAACAUAAGGUCUUGCUUCCUGUAUCAAGCUGUUGCCUUCUUUUCCUUUUUUAAGAAAGAAAAUCACUGACUCUGACUCCAUGCCCUGAAACGUUUGAACAAGGUUUGAUAAACUGAGUGUUUGAAAGCAUGUUGUUGAGAACAUAAAUGUUAAAUGUGGGAAUGAGACACAGAACGAUGGGUUAUUUGCUUUUAAAAUUAUGAUGUCGCUGAGGGCAGAUGAGCCAAGAGCCAGGACUCAGUCUAGAAACUUGGAGAUGUCUUUGUAAUUGUUGGUCGGAAUUGGAGAAAAUUUAAGGCUGAUGUUUUGCUUUGGGGAGGUGAGGAGUGAAGACACACACCCACCUCCACUGCCUCCAUUCUGUGGGACAGCCCAUCGUUUUUUAAAAACAAGGUUAGCUUUGUACCACUAGGGACCAUUUCCUAUAGCUGUCUUUGACUAGUCUGUGCCUAAAAAUGUCUUGAAAUUUCUCCCAGGACUAACAAAACUCAAUCCUUAGGUUCCUCUCUCAGGAUUAACCGUUUCUCCAAACUCUAAUAAAACAGAAUGACAUAGAGGGAAAAAAUGUUUGAAGAAGGCCCAAGAGUAUCAAGUAAUGGCACCUACUUGAUAGAGAAGAGGAAUUAAAAGGGAGCAUGAAAUGAUCUGUGUCGAUCUGUUUUUUACUCAUGGGGAAGAGUCCAUCCAGCCUUUGAGCAACCCACUUCCCAGCACCUAGAUCAUCUGAUGAUGGCUCAGCAUUGCCCAAGACAGUGGUUCUCAAAGGGUGGUCCUUGGACCAUGAACCUGGGAACUAGUUGGAGAUGCAAAUUCUCUAGUCCCACCUCAGACUCAGGAAACAGCACCCCUUGGGUGGGGCCCAGUGCUCUGUUUUAAUAAGUACUCCAGGUAAGUCUGAUGUGUACUCAAAUUGGACAGCCAUUGGUUUAUAUCCUAAAUUGUAAACUUUGAGACCAGCUGAAGCACUGGAGGCACAGGACAUGGUGACACCCAUGGUCUGUCUUACAUGAUAGUCAGGCUUUGCCACUUGCAUCCGAGGCAAUAUGAAGCUGUCAAAAUGCCACCUCUGUCUCCCAUAUGUUGACCUAGAAACUAAACAUGACAUAUUUUCCUAAUAUGAAUCAGAAAUUAUUUUCUAAUCAAAUAGUUUUCAGUGGUAAAAUUGAUGAAGACAGUACAUUUCUUUUGAGACACCAUAGGAGUCUAAUAAAUGUUUUUGUGUGGUGAGAGAAAUCAUGAUUUUUAAAAAUAUAUAUAAUUGGAAAAUUGGUGGUGUUCCACCUAAAGGGGAAAAGAAUUCUUGCAGCAUGUUUUCUCCCUUGACUCCUCUUUUCAGUGCAAGCUUUGGAAAACUAAUAGGUAGGCUAAGUAGCUAUAAGACAGUACAGCAUAGUCAGAUCUUAAUUCCCAUAACUGGGUAACACGAAGGCCUGAAGUUACCAACUGGAAUACGUAUGCAUCAGAUGAACUCUGGAUCAGUAGGAAUGAAAUGCUUUCUGCAAGUACCAAAGCUUCAGAACAGAACAGAACAGAAUACGAGCCAAACAUUGUACAUAUUUUUAAAUUAGAGUUGAAUCUAUUGCAAGAUAGCUUUUCUAUUUUAACUAUAUAAAUUGUCUCAACAUUAGGAUUGUGUUAGUAACUAUUAUGUAAUAACCCAGAAUGUUGAAUUUAUACCAAAACAUAAACAGGAAAUAUCAAUACAAAUGUAUUAAUAAAUUUAUUACAAAUUAUUAAUACUUAUAAAUGUAUUGCUAUAGAGCUGGACUGCAAAGUAAACCUAACACAUCAGUUUUUUGAGUUUCUAUUGAUUUGGUAUUGUCUAAAUUAAUGUUACAGGAUCUAAAAAUGCAUGUCAAAAGAGAAUAAUUAAAACACUGUAAACCUAGUGCAAAGACCCAAGUUUGAUCCCCUGUACCAACCCCCCCCCCAAAAAAAACCACUGUAAACCUAAAUUGUAUGUCAUUAUGCACGUUUGGAGAUUGGCAAAGGUUUAAUGCUCAUGAAAACUGGGGGGGCGGGGUCAUUAACACAAAGCUUCUGAUAUAUUUAAAAUAAAUAUUUCCCCAGA